ACACGCGCGCCGGCCGCGCAGCUCAACUCCGAGACUUUCUUCUUCUUGUUUUCCGCUUUUCCCGUCAGGAAUCCCAACGCACGAUGUCUGAAACCGCACCUGCCGUGCCUCCCGCUCCGGCCCCUGCCGAGAAGACGCCCGUGAAGAAGAAGGCCCGCAAGUCCGCCGGUGCCGCCAAGCGCAAGGCGUCCGGGCCCCCGGUGUCCGAGCUCAUCACCAAGGCCGUCGCCGCGUCCAAGGAGCGCAGCGGCGUGUCCCUGGCGGCGCUCAAGAAGGCGCUGGCGGCCGCCGGCUACGACGUGGAGAAGAACAACAGCCGCAUCAAGCUGGGCCUCAAGAGCCUGGUGAGCAAGGGCACUCUGGUGCAGACCAAGGGCACCGGCGCCUCGGGCUCCUUCAAGCUCAACAAGAAGGCGGCCUCCGGCGAGGCCAAGCCCAAGGCCAAGAAGGCGGGCGCGGCCAAGCCCAAGAAGGCGGCCGGGGCGGCCAAGAAGCCCAAGAAGGCCGCGGGGGCCAGCGCCCCCAAGAAGAGCGCCAAGAAGACCCCCAAGAAGGCCAAGAAGCCCGCGGCGGCGGCUGUCGCCAAGAAAGUGGCCAAGAGUCCGAAGAAGGCCAAGGCUGCCAAGCCCAAAAAGGCGGCCAAGAGCCCAGCCAAGGCCAAAGCCCCGAAGCCCAAGACAGCCAAGCCUAAAGCGGCCAAACCCAAGAAGGCGGCCGCCAAGAAGAAGUAAGAGAAUAUGGAGUAGUUUAGAAUCUUUAAAGGCUCUUUUCAGAGCCACCCAAGAUCUCAAGAGAAGAGCUGUUGCACUCUGCAGGGGAAGGGGGCGUGGCGGGAAGGACCACUCCACGGACCAGGGGCGACACCUACCGGGACGCUAGUUAAGUGCACUAUAAUAUAAUUUAAUAUUUUGGAACCCUAGUUUCCCCUUUAUUUUCUUGAAGUGCGCGGUUUCAACAUUUACUGACCCACAUUCCACACGGUGCGUUAAGAGGGAGCAUAAGUUGGGCCAUAGUUCACUUACUAAGUUUCCCGUCACCGUGUGCUUGGGGGACGCUAGAGUAAUGUAUAUACCCACCUUAAAGACUAAGUGCUUAAGCCACCAAAUCCAUUGAGAGAACAGAAGGCAUUUCAGCGGCCACUGUAGUCCAGCAUGUUGCAGAAAUCUUGGUCCUUCCCAUUAAAUUAGCUGUCGCGGAAUGGCGCGCUUCUCCCCUAAUAAGCACCCGCCCGCCAGGACCAGUAUCUAGGACGU
Mustela erminea (ermine) is the source of this 1253-nucleotide messenger RNA. RefSeq names its product histone H1.4-like. The transcript has a single exon. Bases 84 to 731 code for a protein of 215 amino acids. Gene Ontology annotation, cellular component: nucleosome. The record is from RefSeq and is a predicted model, not a curated record. NCBI's taxonomy places the organism in Eukaryota, Metazoa, Chordata, Mammalia, Carnivora, Mustelidae. Gene Ontology annotation, molecular function: DNA binding; structural constituent of chromatin. Gene Ontology annotation, biological process: nucleosome assembly.